AUGUCCGAGAAGCCAGAGCAGCCCAGAGACAAUGGGAUCAGCCCUCCCUCGUCCGUUGACGGCCAAGUCAAUGAGAAACCCAAGCAUCAAUCUGGUCUUACCGGUUUCUUCUCUCGACUCGGUGACCUACCAGAAUGGAAAGUCGGCGGUAAACAUCUCGAGGGUGCUACGCUCAACUGGGCCAUCGGCAUCAUUGCCUCAUGCGGUUUUCUCAUGUUUGGAUACGACCAAGGUGUUUUGAGUGCCCUCCUUACUCUGGAUGACUUUCAAAAGAACCUGGUUCUCAUGACACCACGGGACGAUUCAAACCCUCUCUGCUGGCUCGACUACCCCGAGAACAAUCAACCUGACCCGAACCAAUGCACUGGCGAUCCCAACACUCAGGCAGCAGCGGUGGCGGUUUACCAGAUUGGAUGCUUCUUGGGAGCUGUCCUCAUUCUUUUCUACGGCGAAAGGUGGGGCCGAAAGUCGUCUACGUUCUGGGGAAGUCUCAUUAUGAUCAUUGGAACAAUCAUGCAAGCGUCUGCCCAUGAGUAUGGUCUCUUCUCUGCCGGCAGAAUUGUUGGUGGCAUUGGAAACGGCAUGGUCACUUCGACUAUCCCGACAUGGCAGUCUGAGUGUGCUCGACCUCACCAACGUGGUUUCUUGAUCACGCUCUCAGGUGCUCUCAUCUCGGGUGGUAUCAUGAUCUCGUACUGGGUUGAUUACGGAUUCUACUUCUUGUCUGGAUCCGUUCGCUGGCGAUUCCCAGUCUCCUUUCAAUCGUUCUUCACCAUUGUUGUCAUGAUUGGGCUACUCUACCUGCCCGAUUCUCCUCGGUGGCUUGCCAUGCAGGGUCGCGUCGAUGAGGCGCGUCAAGUAACUGCUCGUCUUCUAGGCAAACCAGUGGACGAUCCGGAGGUGAUUACAGAAAUCAAGGCUAUCCAGGAAGCUCUUGAAGUGCAGAGUCGAGGAGGUGGAUUCCGCUACAAGGAACUCCUCACCAAUGGCCCCUCUCAGAACUUCCGACGAACCAUGCUCGGAGUUGCCGCUCAGUUCUUUCAACAGAUUUGCGGAAUUAAUCUUGUCACUUACUAUGCAACAUUCCUCUUCGAAAACUCGCUCGGCUUCGGUCCGGAGAUGUCUCGCUUGCUGGCUGCUCUCAACGGCACAGAAUAUUUCCUUGCCUCGCUCGUGGCUCUCCCUCUGAUCGAACGCACUGGUCGACGCAAGCUCAUGCUGUUUGGUGCCUUCGGAAUGAUGGCCUCCAUGGCAGUUCUUGCAGGAACAGUCUCUACUGGAACAGCAGCGGAUAACGGUGCACCUCAACUUGAGACUCGAUAUGGCGUGACGGCGACUGUUUUCCUCUUUGUCUUUAACUCAUUCUUUGCUAUUGGCUGGCUUGGAAUGACAUGGCUCUAUCCCGCUGAGAUCACAAACCUCCGCAUCCGCAUCCAAGCCAACGCGCUAUCGACAUGUUCUAACUGGCUUUCAAAUUUUCUAAUUGUCAUGAUCACGCCCCCCGCAUUUGCGAAUCUCGGAUAUCGGACGUAUGCCAUGUUUGCCGUGUUCAACGCGGCCAUCAUUCCAUGUGUCUGGUUGUUCUUCCCUGAGCCAAAAGGACGGAGCCUUGAGGAACUAGACGUCAUCUUUGCCAGCGCACACUUUGACAAAGUGAAUCCAGUCAAGAGGGCGAGGGAGAUGCGUCAUAUUGAAGGGUCGGAGCUGGAGGGUGAGUUGGACAAGUACUUUGGGGCCUCCAGUGAAGAGAUCGAGAAUGCUCGUUAG
Fusarium keratoplasticum is the source of this 1767-nucleotide messenger RNA. RefSeq names its product MFS domain-containing protein. NCBI's taxonomy places the organism in Eukaryota, Fungi, Ascomycota, Sordariomycetes, Hypocreales, Nectriaceae. The record is from RefSeq and is a predicted model, not a curated record. Bases 1 to 1767 code for a protein of 588 amino acids. The transcript has 4 exons. Gene Ontology annotation, cellular component: membrane. Gene Ontology annotation, biological process: transmembrane transport; carbohydrate transport. Gene Ontology annotation, molecular function: carbohydrate:proton symporter activity.